ACGCGCAUGCGCUGUGGUCGGGGCUGUUCGGGACCCGCCGCCGGAUUGAAGACCAUGGCGUGGGUCCCCACGGAGUCUGCAGUGGAAGAGUUGAUGCCCCGGCUAUUGCCGGUGGAGCCCUGCGACUUGACGGAAGGCUUUGAUCCCUCGGUACCUCCCAGGACGCCUCAGGAAUACUUGAGGCGGGUCCAGAUCGAAGCUGCUCAGUGUCCAGAUGUUGUGGUAGCUCAGAUUGACCCUAAGAAGUUGAAAAGGAAGCCAAGUGUGAACAUUUCUCUUUCAGGAUGCCAGCCUGCCCCUGAAGGUUAUUCCCCAACACUUCAGUGGCAACAGCAACAAGUAGCACAGUUUUCAAGUGUUCGACAGAGUGUGAACAAGCAUAGAAGCCACUGGAAAGCACAGCAGUUGGAUAGUAAUGUAACUAUGCCAAAGUCAGAAGAUGAAGAAGGCUGGAAAAAAUUUUGUCUGGGUGAAAGGUUAUGUGCUGAAGGGGCUAUUGGACCAGCUACAAAUGAAAAUCCUGGAAUCGAUUAUGUACAAAUUGGUUUUCCUCCCUUGCUUAGUAUUGUAAGCAGAAUGAAUCAGGCAACAGUAACUAGUGUGUUGGAAUAUCUGAGCAAUUGGUUUGGAGAAAGAGACUUCACUCCAGAAUUGGGACGGUGGUUUUAUGCUUUGUUGGCUUGCCUUGAAAAACCCUUGUUACCUGAGGCUCACUCACUAAUUCGGCAGCUGGCAAGAAGGUGCUCUGAAGUGAGGCUUUUGGUGGACAGCAAAGAUGAUGAAAGAGUUCCUGCUUUGAACUUAUUAAUCUGCUUGGUUAGCAGGUAUUUUGACCAGCGUGAUUUAGCUGAUGAGCCAUCUUGAUAUUGCUGAUCUCUCAGUGACAGAAGGUAAUUCUGCUGAAGACAGCCUAAAUUUGAGGAAGUAUUGGGAACUCGAGUACAGAUUACAUCACUUCUUCAACACUCUGAAGGGCCUUCACCAUGUACCUCAAGUGCAUGUCCAGGAUGUAGAUUGGCUGAAAUAUGUGGAAAAUUCCACCUGGUAGUCAGUGAACUGUUUGUAUUGCUUUCCGCAGUCACAUGCAUUUGAAAGUAUCAUUUAUCCUCAAAGCAGCCUGCACAGGAACUUUACAAUGAAGUUUUAUAGAGGUCCUUGGUGCUGCUUCAUUGUUUAAACUUUUUAAAGAAAAUGUGUUUGGGUUAUUCAUAUUUUGACUUUUGAACAAAAUAAACCACAAUGAUUGUCGUGAAUA
Messenger RNA from Dipodomys ordii (Ord's kangaroo rat), 1255 nucleotides. RefSeq names its product gem (nuclear organelle) associated protein 2 (gene Gemin2). The transcript is spliced from 10 exons. Lineage: Eukaryota; Metazoa; Chordata; Mammalia; Rodentia; Heteromyidae. The coding region runs from base 7 to 864 and encodes 285 amino acids. The record is from RefSeq and is a predicted model, not a curated record. Gene Ontology annotation, cellular component: SMN complex; spliceosomal complex; nucleus. Gene Ontology annotation, biological process: spliceosomal complex assembly; spliceosomal snRNP assembly.